Cornus florida is the source of this 7419-nucleotide messenger RNA. RefSeq lists its product as uncharacterized. The transcript has 6 exons. Lineage: Eukaryota; Viridiplantae; Streptophyta; Magnoliopsida; Cornales; Cornaceae. The coding region runs from base 4156 to 4866 and encodes 236 amino acids. The record is from RefSeq and is a predicted model, not a curated record.
CUAGACCGGUUAGGUCGACUGUCGGUGUGGGGGUUUGGAAAUCCAUUGGGAGAGGUUGGGAUGAUUUCUCAAAGCAUAUUAGAUUCAGAGUCCGGGAAGGAAGGGAUAUCCGGUUUUGGGAGGAUGCUUGGUGCGAAGAUCGUCCUUUGUCUCGUUUGUACCCGAGGUUGUUCAGGAUUGCUGUUGAUAGACAUGCUAUGGUUGCUGACUGCUAUUGCCUUGAUAGUGGUAGGUUGUCUUGGGAUGUUUAGUUCUGGCGCUCCUUUCAGGAUUGUGAGUUGGAUGAUGUCAUUGGUUUAUUGGACCUUCUGUAUAGAUAGGAGAUGGAUGGCACGGGGCCGGACUCAUUGACUUGGGUGCUUUCUCCUCAGGGGAAGUUCCAAGUCCGGUCCUAUUUUCACCAGCUUUCAGAUUUUCGUGGAUCCACCUUCCCGUGAAAAACUGUCUGGCGCUCGAUGGCUCCUUUUAGGGUGGCUUUCUUUGUGUGGACUGCUGUUUGGGGCAAGAUCUUGACUCUUGACAAUUUGAGGAAGAGACGACAUGUUAUCGUUAACCGGUGUCGUAUGUGCAUAAAUGAUGGAGAGUCUGUGGAUCAUCUUCUCUUGCACUGUCCCGUUGCUCAUGAAUGCUGGAGCCUUUUGUUGGGUUUCUUUGGAGUUCAAUGGGUUAUGCCCCGGACCUCAAGGGAUUUGAUUGAUGGUUGGAGGGGCCAAAGGGUGGGAGCGCGCGCUUGUAAUUUCUGGAGGGUGAUUCUCCUUUGUAUUUGGUGGAGUCUGUGGAAAGAACGCAACCGAAGAUCUUUUGAUGGGGAGGGGACUUCCAUUGGGGCUUUGAAGUUCGCUAUUCUUUGCUCUCUUUUUAGUUGGGGCAUGGGGAGAGAUUGUAUUUCUUUGGAUGAGAUUAUGGACUUUUUGGGGUCGUUGGGUCCAUAGAUCUCAUUUUCUUCUCUUUUUUCGUCUUGUACAGUCCUUGGGAAGCGUUCCCCUUUUGAAUGCCUUCUAUUACAAUUUACUUAUCAAAAAAACAAGAACAAUGGAACAUACAUAUCAAUGACCUAUAAUGGAAGUUGGUACUUUUAAGCGUGGAAUAUAGCUCAUCACCAAAAUGACUUUGUUCUGUAUGAUUGGUAUUGCUUAUGAUAUUUAUUAUUCAUGAAUCUGAUGGGGCCCAUUUGGUCUCUUUGUGAUGAAUAAGCUAACUACAAUAGUGAGUUCUUAUUUUAUUAGGCUAAGUUAUUGACCUUAGUUGACAUAAAUGAGUUCCAAAGAUCUUGAGCAAAUCCAACCAAUAAUACACCCAAAAUAUUUCUAGAUCCCAAUACAACCAAUAAUACACCCAAUGCCAGAUAGUUGCUAGGAAGCAACCAAAUAUUUUGGGGAUAAAUACCAAUUGCAAGUUCUGACGACGCAAGAAGCACUUGAUCAUAUUACAAUCAACAACCAUUGUAAUAUUAUCUGAAGAGAACAGCUACCCAGCUAACUUUUAUUCUUAAAUACUGUCAGUAUACAGGUAGAUCUCAUUGUGAAAGACCUACUGGAUAAUUCAUGAAUAGAGCCAAAGAGUGAACAACAUGGAUUCAGGCAAUGCAAUGUAGUUAGACUCUAAUGUGGAUCCGAAUGAAUCAUCCUUUCCACUCAUUGAGCAAAGGGUAUGAAAUAAAUCAAAUGAAUUUUUUGAUCAAAAGUAUCAUGUGAAAUAUUCGGUUACAACAGCUUGCGAAACAAAGGCCAAUAAAAGAAGAGAACAUGUAUGACUGGCAUAACAUUCAUGAUUGGAUUCAAAAAAACAUAUCCUCGGGCAAUUUGGAUGAUGAAUGCUUUUAAGUAGUCGGCUUGGCCCUGAACCUAUGUGCCUAUGACUUUGAGGACAGGUUUGAAAGUCAUUCAGUAAGAUUCUCGGGAAGAUAGGCAGUUACCCAAGGCACUGAUAUUCUGAUUCUCUCAAUCAUAUGCGUUUUAAAGAGUUUCCAUCAAAGCAACUACUAGAGUAUCUCCUCCUAUCAGAGUAAACCAAGGAAUACUAAAGAACAUCCUUUGGAAGCCAAGAGGGCGAUGCCCUCAUGUGUAGGACGAGUGAACAACGAUGUGCAAGAAUAGGGGGAUCUUACAAUUCUUGUCGGGUUGUAAUUGUAACCCUCUUCCUAGUUUGUAAGAAAUAUAUUAAUAGUUGAUGAAGAAGACUCAGAGAUUUUAUCCUCUUAUUGCUGUGGCUAUAUCUGAUAGUAUUCACCAGAGAUGUAUGGGGUUUAUGGUCCCCAAGGAUAAUGUGGUGACUGCAUUGAGUGAUCAUUGCUAAUACCAGGGUGAUGAUAUGUAACUAAGAGUGGGGGAUCAUAACCACCUACAUGGAUCACGUCCCUAAUCAAGUGCCAGAUAUGGGCCAUAUCCAUAUGGUGGUGGAGGAUUAUAGCUUUGACCAGAGCUGCCGUAAGAUUUAGAGGAGUCUUUAUAAAUAAGUCCUCAAAACUACGUAUUUUAGAGGGCUACUCCUUGGAUAACUCAGGCUCCCUUCGGUGCCUUCUUCUGCUAGAGUAAAUAGUAAAUCUACUAGGACCUCCACCGCCUUGGCUUGAAGGUUUGGGAGUUAAAGACGGAAGUGAAAUAUCCUCUCCUAUCUAUCCUGAAGAACCAAUAUAAUCAUAUCCUUUGGCUCCACCUCCAGAGCCUCCAUUACCAUGGCCAUCAUCACUAGAAUAAAAUGAGUGCAAUCCAUCACUGCCUUGAUCACUCUUAACUAAUGAAUGACAAGGUCUAUUCUAAGAGUCUGGAGCAUGAGAAGUGGAGGGACCAAGGUCAUGAGGCUGACUAGCACGGUGACUAGUAGUAGUUUUGUGUCAUGCUGUAACCCUCGUCAUCAUCACCCUUCCAACCAGAUAAUCCUGACCAUCAAGUAAUGGAUCUUCCCUCUCCUCUAACCAUGGGAUCAAGAGAUCCAUUUCGAAAUUGUAGUCAAGGUUGAUGGGGUUGAAGCUAUUGUCAAUUUCCUGCUGACUUCUCCUAUGUAAAUGCCUCAACUUCAGCUUCAUAUCAUAAUGAAUAGGCACCAAAUGCUGAAAACUUGGAAAAACAUAUUGCAGUUUGUUCCUCGACCUUCUAUAUGGAUUAGGCGCAUUUGCAAUUGGGUCUUUUGGCUCAGAACUUUGACUGCAAUAGGUUGAAGCUCCGGAGCACUACAGCCAUAAAGUACUCACCUUUCAACUGCAAGCACAAGAAUUAAUUUAAUCAGAAUUGAAAGGCAAAUAGGCAAAUACUCAAAUAGGCAAUCCACCAUCUAAAUUGAAACAUGAAGUAAUUGAUUUACUAGGAUUGGGAUUUGUAACUGCCCUCUCUGCCAAGGGAAUGCCAGAAGAUUCUUUCUGCCCUUUGUACAAGGAUUGGUAUUUUCAUCACACCACAACAAACGUGUGGAAUAUGUUAGGCAACAUGAAAUAUAUGGGACAUGUUUAGUAGUAUUUUUUUAUAUUGUUUUCUAAGAGAAGAAAAAUGAUGUGAAAAACUUGUUUGGCAGAAUAUUUUUAAAAAUUAUUGCUUAGUUUCAUGAUUGUGGGUCCAAAUUACAGAAAGUCUUAUGUUCAUGUUUUCUUGUUUGUUAUGUAUUUUUUUUUUACAUAUAUUAUGAUGUAUGAUCCCUGAAACAAUUUACAUUAGCUUUUCCAAAGGAUUUACAUAUGUAUAGAGAAAGAUUUUCUUUUAAUAGCAUUGUUGCCUUUGAGAAUAUGUUGGGAAUUAGGGCAUAACUCUAUUUUAUAGAUAUUCAGAGCUUAUUGCUUGCAUCAUGGAAAACGUGUUUCAGUGGAGCAUAUUUAAGUUUUAUAUAUAAUUACAUGAAAAACUGUUUGUUAGGAUAUUUUUAGAACUGUUUCUGAAAAAAAAAAAAAAAAAAAAAAAAAAUCCUUCAAACCUGUUUAUGAGAAACUACAAAAAAUUUUAUGUGUUUUAAAAAAUGUUAAUCCAUUAGAAAAUGAAACGAUCUGAGAGCAACCUUUUUAAAUAAUUCUUAAUUGUUUUAUUUUCAAAAAAUGCAAAAAAUGGAAACACUAGGAUGAAUACCAAAACAAACAGGACUUUAAUUUUUUUUACGUAGAUCCCGUCUUUUCUCUCUUUUAAUUUACCUGUUUUUGUCCUUUUUCUCUUUUUACCUGUGAAUUGGUGGCAUAUGGAAGUGAGGACUGCUUAUAUACAGCUGCAUUGUUUGCCUGAAACAUAUGUACAUACAUAUAUGCCUCUCUCUUGUUAUUCUGGUUUUAUUUGCUCUCUUGUUUUCUCCUUGCUGGUGGCUAUGGUGGAUUUUUCUCCAAAUUUAGAGGAUGGUGAAAAAUGGCUGCCUUCUGAUAUCUAUGAAGAAAUUGUCCCUGAUAAAUUUACUUCUGAUGCUCUUGCUGAUAACAUCGCAAAAACAUGUGCUGCAUGGGUUUUAGAUGAGCCGAUCGGAUCUGAUUUCGAAAUUUCAUCCAAUGGUUAUCUUGGUGCUAAUGGAGUUCCCUGUGAUAGCAAUCUAUGUCCAUUUCAAUCAAUAUCUGGAUUCAAAUCUCCCUAUAGUUCUGAUGCACAAACUCAAGUCCAGGUUGAGAGCUUUAAGCAUGCAGUAACCACUAUUUCGAAGGAGAAACAAAAUCGAUUUUGGCCGGUUCAUUUGAAUGAGGAAGUAGAGGGUUUUGUUGGUUCUAGAGGGACUGGUGUCUUUCUUCCGCGCAUUACAAUCCAUGCGAAGGAAUCUGAACCGGUUAGAGGAACUGGUGUUUUUCUUCAACCCUCUGUUGCAGAUGCAACCACUGUUUUGCGCAGAAAGAGAAAAAGUGGGAAGACUGGGCAGGGGACUGAAAAGAUAUCUGUCACCAAAAAAGAAACUCCGCAAAAGAAAAAGUAAGAAAUAUAGGCACACACUCACACACCCCAUACUUCCCCAUGUGGGGCUCGAACAAUUCACCUUCCCUUUUGGGAGGAGAGCUUAUACCACCUGCGCCAAUGGCCCGGUAGUCUUCUACAAUGAAAUUUGGUAAGUGAGAUUUUGAGUAAGUGCUUACAAUUCUUUACUUGUAUCAUAGUUGUCCAAUUGUUGUUUUAUACCUCUAUAGACUUCUAUAAGUAAUACAGAUGGACAUAGAUAGAUAUUGUAACUAAAACCUACAUUAUGAUUAGAAAUAUUUUGACAGUUUGAUGCCAUACAUGGAAUUAUAUCAACUUUAAGGGGAAAGUUAAAAAAAAAAAAAAAAAAACCUGUUAUAUACAGAAUGUGCAAAUCUGCCCUUGGUGUUCAAAAACUCCCUUUACCGUUUUCAAAUUGAGCAAAUAAGGACAUUUUGUCAUUUUGAAAACUGAAAUACCUAAAAUGCCCUUAAGACAAAAAUAAAAAAUAAAAAACACUGAUUUCACAAAACGGUGAAUUCUUUGUCUCCAUUCUUUUCUAUUACACUCACUUCACCUACUAUGUUUAACAUUAAUUAUUCCAUAUACUUCUCUUUCCUUAGCUAUCCAAAUAGGAGGAGGGGUAACAUUGUCCAUUCCUAUUUUUCUUUCUUACCUAACUAAUGCUAUCAUUUUCUUUAAUUUCCCAUUAUUCAAACGCAUGUAAAGUAACAAGUACAAAUUUUAGUCCAGAUGAAUUGAACUCGAAUUCUUUUCACGUGACAGUGAUUCACAAAUGCACAGGGUGGAAUUGACAAGUAGCACAAUUUAUAUGGCCUAACCAUGAUCUAGGUCAUCUGACAUUGUGACACGCAUCAUCAUCUCAGAACAAAAGCAUCAAAUUUAGAUGUCUCGUACCGUCUUACGCAACGUGUUGCAAACACACGGGUGCACACAUAUGUUUUUAUAUAUCCUGCCUUCUAAUACCUGUCAUCAUUAAAAAACCAAAGUAUGAAAUUUCAUGUCUCUGACACAAGUAUUUGCGACAAUUUUUUUUAUUCUUUUAUGCAUGCGUGUAUAUCCUGUCUUUUUGUCCAUUCUCUCUUUUCACUCCUUACUACUGUAGCAGCGUCACAGUAAUUGAAAAACGGCUGGUUAUAUAUAGCAGCAUAGUCCCCUGAAAUAAAUUUAUAUAUUCUCUCUAUUCUCUCCUUCUCUAUUGUGUCUUGCUUGCUCUUGUUUUUCUUUGUGCUGGUGACCAUGAUAGAAUUUCCUCCAAAUUUAGAGGAUGGUGAAAAGUGGCUGCCUUCUGAUGUCUAUGAAGAAAUAGGCUCUGAUAAAUUUCCUGUUGAAUCUCACAUUGAUAACAUUGAUAAAGAAUGUGUUGCGAUGGUUAUUGAUGAGCCGGUGAAAUCUACAGAAGAAAUUUCUAAUUAUGUAUUCUUCGAUUCUUGCUGCUUUCUCUUUUUUCUUUCCCUUCUUUAUUUUUUAUUAUUUUUUUCCCAGUUGGUAAAAGUAAGAUAUUUAUGAAUCAUGAUUGCGAAGCCAUAUCUAUCCUGCCUUCAUUUUAUUUUACCUUAUUCUUUAAUGUUGAGAUGAGAGUUAUGCAUUUAUAUCUAUCCUACCUUCAUUUUGUUUUACCUUUCCCUUCAUGUUGAGAUGAGACUUUUGCACUUGUAUAUAUGUGUAUAUAUACAGUAAGCUAAUUAAUUUGGAUCAUGUUGAACGAUGUCUAGGAUUUUCUUGGGGCUAUAGGAUUUCCCCUUGAUUGCAAUCAGUUUGCAUUUCAAGCAGGUCUUGGAUCACUUUCCCUGUACAGUCGUAAUACACCAAUUCUAUCUAGAGAGUUAAGGAAAUAUCAGAAUUUUUUCACUGAAUGACAUAGGUUAUUUACAGUCUUUUUUUCAUAAUAAUUAUUAAAAAACAUACAAAAAUUAAAAAAAGUCCCUUACCUUUAUUCAGUUAGUAAAGGGCAAGGAUUGGACACAACAAUACAUCACACAUAACCUAUCAAGAAAAGAGAAACUAACAUUCAUAUUUUUGUUUUAUUUAUUUAUUAAUAAUAUUUUCUUCCAUUUAUUUAUUUUAUUUGGAAAACUUGUCAUACUAUAGUCUGGAUUUGGUGAUAGUUUGUAUUAUGUUUGUCAUCAUAGGUUGAGAACUUUGAGCAUGGUAGCGAUUUGCAGGAGCAGCAAAACGACUUUCGGGCAGUUCAUAUGAAGGCAGAGGAAGUGAAGGGUUUUGUUGGUUCUACUGGGACGGGUGUCUUUCUUCCCUCUGUUGCAGCCAUUACAAAGGAAGCUAAACCAGUCAGAGGGACAGCUGUUUCUCUCCAUCCCUCUGUCACAGAUGCAACCGCUGCUAUGCUCAAAAAGAAAAAGGGUGGAAAAAGUAAGCAAGCGAAAAAGAUGUCCGUGGCGAAACAAGGAUGCUCAGGGAAAGAGAAGGUUGUCUAAACUUUGAUAUGGAAUCAGUGUACCUCAAGAGUGGACAAGCUGAACUCAACUUGUGAGAAAUAGACUCCCUUGUAUUGGAGAAUAUAAUAAAUAAAAUUGAAUAAAUGUUUUUAAUGGAA